GCUUGGUCUUCCGUGCCGCUUCUCAAUCUCCUUUCUCUCGUCUCCAAGUUCCCUUUCCUCUCAAUAGAUGUGUGUCUCUGGUGAGUCUUGUCCUCGCGAGUGGCAUGACCGGGCGCUAGGACUCUUUUUCGGCGGAUGCCUUCGCCUGCUUCUCUGUUUUCCUCAGAUGCCAAAUGCCAAGCCGGCCUUUGUGGGCUUGCCUUUACCCUUUGCCAUCCUUUUCGGGGGUGUCUGUGCGGAACCUACUGGGAGAUCGGUUUUCGCAGUUUUCUUUGUGAGUUUCCAAGAACGCAGUGCGCGCCUUGCGUCGGCCGCGCGCCUCGAGCGUCCCUUCUUCCGCUUGACUCCCAAGAAACUCGUGGAAGAAAAGAUAAUUCAAGGUGUUUCUCCGUCCGUGGAGACCAACAGAAUUUUCUUCACGGAGUCACCAGACGUCGUCAGUUCACCCAGUUCCCUUUCCUGCGUUCCAAACAGCGCCUGAGGCGGUCUUCGUCACCCGGAGAGAGCCUCUCAGUCCCGACGCCUCGAAACGAACAUCUCCUCGCAUGCAUUUCACCCCUGUCCGCCUUUCUGUAAUCUAUUUUCUCUGAAGGGGCGCCUAGGGCCGUCUUUGCAGGUUAUGUGGUCGAAAACGAGUUUCUUACUCUGCGCAGAGAUGCAUGUACUUUGCUUCGCCCUGCUCAGAGAAGAUGCCGCAGAUAUCAGGAAGCAGCCUUCUAGGCGCGUUGAAUGAGUCACCUCUCGGCGCAUCGCCUUCUUCGUCUUUCCUCUUUGGGAGGUCUUCCUCGAGUUCUCAACAGCCGUCAGGUUUCUCGUCUCUCCAGAGCCCCGCCGCUACCUCGGCCGCAGCUGCUGCUACCGCCUCGCUCUCAGCUUCGGCAGCGGCGGCCUCUUCCUUCUUCUCCACCCUGACCUCGACUCUUGCCUCUGGAACGUUUCCGACCCCGAGCCGCGGUCGCAGCAACGAAGCUGGAGGGAGUGCGGAGAAAGCAAAUGCGGACUGCUCGGCGGGGCGCAGUGGCGAAGCCGCUGGUGCGAAGAACGCGAGCGCGGCGGCAGACGCCGCCGGAGACCUCCCGCCAAGUUUGGGUCUACGCACAGCUCCCAAGCCGUGUCAGCUGUUCGACGAAGAUGAGAGUCCGGCGCGUGCUGCGGAUGGCCAAGUCGAGGCGGGGGAUCUUUUCGCGGAGAAACAGACGCUUGAGCGGGUGCUGCGGCGGCGCGAGCGGGAGUUGCGCGCCGCACUGAAACGCAUGCGGAGGCUGGAGGAGGCGGCGGCGACGCAGAAUGCAGAGCGGCACCAAGAAAGGGAGCUCUUGCUGGAUGUUUUGAAGCAGAACGGACUCUUCGAGUCUUCCUCUGCACGCGACGUCGGUUCAGACCAAAGUCCCCUGCAGCCAGAUCCUUCGGACGCCGCGUCUGGGCCGAUCGGCCGCGGCGACCUCGGGUGUACAUCCACCCGAGCUGAAGACGUGCUCACGGAGGACGCCGCUUUGAUGGGGAUCCAAAAGCUCGCGAAUCUGCUGCGGCAGCUUGAGGAAGAAAACCGAGUUCUCUUGCUUUUCGCGCAGAUGGUUUUUCCGACUUAUCCUGGAUUCGCCAGUGCGGGGACUUCCGUGGUUCCCGCUCAAGCAGGUGCUCGCUUGGCAUCCAGCUCGACAGGACAGCAGCGGCGGCCGCAGCUCGACUUUGAAGACUUGCGAACGUCAUGGCUGGAGCAGGAAGAGACGCGCGGCGUAGCGGCCGUCCACGCGCAGCAUGCGGCCCGGGAGGCGGCGCGCGGGUGGGAGGCGCAGGCGAAGAAGGCCGAGCAAGAAGCCGAGAGUCUGCGUGCGACUGUCGCGGAGCUCCGACAACAAGUCGCGAAGGUGACCAAGGAGAAGGCGCAUCUUCUCGUUGGGCGCAUGCAGCGCGCAGGCCAGGCUGGCUCGGGGCCGAGGAUGAAGAGAGGCGGCGAUGCUUCUUUGGAACCGGACCUCUGUCCCCACUGCUCGGCGAUGUCGACAGCUGCCACCCGUGCGUUGGAAGCUGCGACCGGCGCUCUGGAGAAGUCGCGCGGUCCGGAGGAUGCGAGAGAGGAAACGUCUGCACAAAAAAAAGACGGGGAAGAAGAAAAAGAAGACACAGGGGGAGAGGACGAAGAGGAAAAAGAGAAGACAGAGGAAAACGCAGAGGUUGGCGAGAGCGAGGAUGGAGGCGAGAGGCAGGAGAGAAGACGCGAAGGCGGAAACAAACGAGGAGUGGACAGCGGGAAGGAGAAGAGCGGGGCCUCUGCUCCGGAGAUCCCAGAGGGCGAAUGCAGAGGGGUGGUGGAUGGCGAGGAGACCUGUGGUGUGUCUGGACGCCAGGAGAAAGGAGAGGUCGGCAGUUGUGAAAUUCAUUUUCAGUGUGAGGAGGAUGCAGUGCCACGAGGGGACAAGGAGAAUACUUUCGUACCGAAGCAAGAGGGCGAAAUCACGAGUUCUGCAGCUGUUACACGAGAGACGGAGUCGGCUUUCUGCUUCGUUUCGGGACCGAAAGCAGGCAGCAGCGAGGCUUCUGACGUCUGUGGCAGUUCGGGGGUGAAGCCGCGACCGCGCGGUGAGCCUCCGUCUUAUUCGGAAGCAGAAACCGAAAUUCACGAGUCGUCUUCCCGCGCAGAGAUCGUCGAGUUAAGACGAAGACUCGAGGAGACGCAGAUGGCGUUUCAGCAACACCGGGAGCAGGCGCGAGCGCUUUUGGGGAAGAAAGAGGAGGUUUUAAGCCGUCUGAGACACAAGGUUGCGACUCUUCAGCUGCGACAGAGACAGGGGGCGUUAGAGACUGUCGACAGCGGUGUCGCAGCCUCAGAGUUCACGACGAAUUCGGCCAGUGCUCUUGGAUCCCACCUUGUCGACUCCGGAGCUCUGCUUCAAGAGAUGGCUCUGCGGCAGACUCAGACGUCCGCAGAAAUCCGAGAUUUGCAAGAGGCGCUUCAGCAGGCUCGCGAAGAGGUCCUCCGGGUGCGAGGAGAGAGCACGAGACUGCGGACCCAGUUGGAGGAGGCGCGGAGGCAGGGAAGAAGAAGCAGCGCCGGCCGAGGACCGCUUCUGGGGUCGGGGGAGGAAGGCUCCGAAGGAGAGGGAGAGGGCACAAGGGAGGAGAAAGAAGGAGGUGGUGACACAGCGAGGAGAGCCGCGCAGUCCGGACGGAGUGUGGAGGUCGAGGAAGACGAGGGAGUGAUUCGAGAUGCUCAGUAUCUGCGAAACGUCCUGAUUCGCUACGUUCAGUACCAGCGCGGAGGAAACGAGAAGGCGGCGGUUUCCCUGUUGCCUGUUCUCGCCACGGUGCUGAAGAUGAAUGAAGAAGAAAAGAGACAAAUCCUGGAGAGUGGCGGGACCGGACCUCUCGCAGGCGCCGCAGGCGCGCUUUACGCUGUCGUAGCCCAGCAAUUCGGCUUGUCUUGAGGGGGGUAUGGGGCGCGAAAAGGGAGAAUUGGGUCCUUGUAAAACUCGCGCGUGCAGGGUGAAGAGAAACGCAGGGGUGGAGAGCGACUCAGAGCGCGAGCACGCAUGUUUUUGCGAGGUAGUCAUUUGCAUCCUAGAAAGGAGUGUGAAAUUUGUCGGUUGUCUUUGUCGAGCCUCUGGGACAAACGAACAGUGCAAGUCGUGGGGUUUUUCCAGUGAAAGAGAAGUGCUGCGGGGAAAAGGUAAAAGAAACGCGUUUUUCUUGAAAUCCGUGGAAGGUUUCGUCGUGAGGAAGUUGCUUGUCGGAGGUCAGGAAGCUUUGUUCUUUGUGUGGCAAGGAAGGUACAGGGAAACCUGGCGCGACACAGCGCCUAGACAGGAGACACAUUAAUUCUCCUGAACUUCUCAGCAAAACCACAGCGCUACCGUGUUUGUACAGCGUCUCUGUGAUCCUUAGGAUCACCGCUGUUUAUGUUUAUCGAACCUGAAUGGCGUUUUUCAGAGUACCUCGUGUUUCAAAAGCGGUUCCAUCUAGAACCGGC
This is a messenger RNA of Toxoplasma gondii ME49, 3967 nucleotides long. RefSeq lists its product as hypothetical. The transcript is spliced from 2 exons. Lineage: Eukaryota; Apicomplexa; Conoidasida; Eucoccidiorida; Sarcocystidae. Bases 660 to 3425 code for a protein of 921 amino acids. The record is from RefSeq and is a predicted model, not a curated record.